Limulus polyphemus (Atlantic horseshoe crab) is the source of this 4089-nucleotide messenger RNA. RefSeq names its product repulsive guidance molecule A-like. Gene Ontology annotation, molecular function: coreceptor activity. Lineage: Eukaryota; Metazoa; Arthropoda; Merostomata; Xiphosura; Limulidae. The transcript is spliced from 3 exons. Gene Ontology annotation, biological process: BMP signaling pathway. The record is from RefSeq and is a predicted model, not a curated record. Bases 262 to 1539 code for a protein of 425 amino acids. Gene Ontology annotation, cellular component: plasma membrane.
ACUAACUUGUAUUGCAGUGCGUAGGAAAGUAAGUUCGAGAUGAGAUAACUUGUAUUGCCUUAACUUAUCUAUAUACGUUUUGGCAGCUAGUGAUUUUUGUUGUUUGAUAAUAUUAAUAAAAUGCUUUUGAGUAUUUGGUAUGAUGCCACAUAAUCACAGUGAGUUGUCUGGUUUAUUCAUGGUAACAGCGAGAACGAUCAGAAGAGUGCUGACAAUAGAGACGCAGCUCUCGGCUGCCGUAAACCCGCUCCAUGGGUUGUGAUGGGGCCGCGGCCUCACAUUGGCUGCCCUUUCCACGGUAUCGUUUCACUCACGGCUCUUUUUUUCCUACUUUUGGCAAGCACCAUUCAUAGUGCAGGUGGUUCCCAUUGUAAGGUAGAACUAUGUUCAGCACAGUAUCAAAGAGCUACACAUUCUCAUAUAGAGUUUAUUCGACCAGGUCCAAGCUAUCAUUACUGUACAGUGCUACGCAGUUAUGCUGACUGUAUCAGAGCAACUGCACGAAGUUGUCGAGGGAAUCUCAAUUACCAUAGUAUUUCAUCUCUUGUAAUGCAGUGGUUCAAUGAUUACAACUGCACAAAUGUCAUUUUAAAUGGCAUGGUCACAGAGCAGCCACCUUUGACACUAAGGCCACAUUCAUCUAUUCCAAAAGCAUGUUCUUUUCGAGGAAGUCAUUCAGGGCCAGUAAGUUUUGCACACUGCGGACUUUUUGGGGAUCCACACCUUAGGACUUUUUAUGAUGAGUUUCAAACCUGUCGAGUUCAAGGAGCUUGGCCUCUUAUCGACAACCCAUAUUUAGCAGUUCAAGUUACAAAUGAGCCAGUACAAGAUGGAUCUAAGGCUACUGCCAUUGGCAAGGUAACUGUGAUCGUGCGAGACCAUAAGCCAUGUACUCGUGAGAAAACUUUUGAAGCUCAAUCCAACAUUCUACCCGGUGUAUUCAUAGAUGGAUCUAAAGGGAAGCCCGAUGAUGGUUCCGUAUUCAUCUGGGAAGUGGAUCCUGGCAGUCACGUAGAAAUUCACAUCGGCCACAUCUCCACUCGGAUUGUAAUUCGUCGAAUUGGAAGAUACCUCACGUUCGCUAUAAAAAUUCCAAAAGAAGUUUCAACCCUUGGUGCUAAUAUAGACACUUUACAACUAUGUGUUAAGGGUUGCCCACGUCGAGAGCGUAUUGACUAUAUGCAGUUUCUGGCUAACCCUAACUAUUGGGUCAGUAAAAUGACCCGUAACUCUCGCCCCGCCAUCCCGUUGCAGCAAGCAGUUGAGCUGUGUAGACAACGUAAAGUUGCUAAUUUUUAUUUUGAUGCAUGUGUUUUUGAUAUCUUGACUACGGGAGAUAGUAGCUUUAGUAAGGCAGCAGAAAGAGCAUUAGAAGAUGCGCCAAUUUUCGGCAGUGGUGAGAACAGAACUUAUUUGUCCCCUGAUAAGGAUCUUUCUGUGCCGGGAACACCAGAAAAUAGCGCCCCGGGGCGGCCGUUCAACUUAUUGUUAACAACAACAUGGUUUUUGGUUUUAACUGUGAAGUGUAUGUUUAAAUGACUUCGUUAAGUGAUGAGGAAAAAAUCCAGUUGUAUAUUGUACAUAUAGGUAAGUAUAAAUAAUAUAUGUCAUAGAAGAUGAAUCUCAGGAACGUGUAGCUACAGUUUCAUUACUUCAUCUGUACAGGUAGCUUAAAGUUUAAUAAAGGAGAAAUUCAGAAUAUAUAUAUAUAUACGUAACUACAUAUAUUCUAAUACACAACAAACAUCAGAUAUUUCAAAAAAAUUGCCUUUUCGUGCAAUUUUUCGGGGUUUAAACAUAGCACUUAGCGGAGGGUGAUAGCACAGGGAGUGAGGAGUAUUAACUCAAAAAAAAAUGUUUGUGCUUGCUGUGGUAAUAAUAAGAGUAAAAACAUUAGUAUAAGGUCCGUAUCUUGCUCAGUUGACGUCGGCUGUUUUAAUGCGCGCGUUAGUCUGCCUGAUAUGAAUUUUGAUCAGUUUUGGAAGGUAAAGUUUUGGCAUUCAUUUAGUAAAGUGAAAUUUAUAUUUAGUGCCAAAAAGGCUGCUUUUAUAUUAUUUUUGAAAUGUCGAGUGGGAUGAGGAUGCUUACUUAUUCUGCGUAGUAUUCUGAUAUAACAACCAGUUACCUCCUAAUAAGAUACGUAAAUUACAUUGAAAAUGUUGGUUGAUAGGUUAUACUUUCCUAUAAAUGUUAUUUUUAUAAAAGAUCAAUUUGCAACAUAAUUUAAAGUAAAACUAUUGGUAUUUUUAAAGCACCGUAAAUAACAAAGCGUAUUUGUUUUUUAAUCUGUUUAGCAAAUGUAAAGGGGUUAUGUAAUGAGUAACAUGCAAAAUACUAAUACAAUUACUUUUAUGUAAUUAGUGAUAAAUAAGUGUUUUAAUUAAAUGGCUAUUAUGUUUUACCAUGCUACCCAGUGUUUCGACUAGAGUAUACACUGGAUAGGAUACAGAAGAUAGUGUUUUUGUCAUAUUAUUACAUUAUUUUCAAUCAUAAAUUCUCAUAAUUUCAAUCUAAUCACAAAAGUAUCAUAGUUUUCAGGUGUACAAUAAAACGCAAAUGAAUUAAUUUUAUUUAAUCGCAGUAAGUUUUUAGUAGUUACAGAACCGAGUAAAAUGCUGCCGUUGUUGUUUUUAGCCCCGUUUGUAGUAAUUCUUGACAUUUUUGUAAAGUUACGUACGACCCCUUAGUGAGCUAGCUCGCUCAUCCCAUGUCAAGGUUUUUCAAAAUAAGCGAACACCUCUCCCUCUUAUUUCUGAGCUUCCCUGUGUGUUUCCGCUGUCCCGCUACUGAACGGUGAAGUCUGCUAAAUUCUCUCAAACCCGGCUUUUUUUUUCUUUGUUAAGUUAAGCUUAAGUGGCGUCUUUCACUGACAUUCAUCAUCCAUCAAUCUAGAUAUCGAAGAAAUUUCCAUUUAAAAGCAGUUCUUUUUCCUUCGUUUAAUAUUUUUCACAUCAAAUUUGUGUUAAUUAAUUUUGCAUAACUUAAAGUAGUUUUCAUUUAGAUACUUCAAAAUUAAACAUCGUUUCUCAGUAUCGAGACGUUGUUGGUCUUGGGUUAUGAACAGGUGUGUAUUAUAAACGCGUGCAAGUCGUCUGUAACCAAACUUGCCAUGAUUAAAACAGCUUGCUGUUUUUACAUCCUUAAAAACGUUUAUCCACUGCUAGAGUACCUUUGUAACUUUAGUGGGACUUUAAAACCCCUUUCCGUUCCCCUUUGAAACAUUAGAUUAGAGCCCUCACAGCUGGGACCCGUUUGUAUGGAGGGCGGCAAAGCCUGAAGGAGACGCCGCAUGGCGGCGCAUGAAUCAUGGCUGACAUGGGUCAUGCCCUAGCAAAAAUGCCAGCAUACAAUCUAUAUGCGACUAACGCUGCACAAACAGGGUACCGUGUAGUGAACUUGCUUGCCUUCCCGCUAGCGCUAGAAGAGUUCAUUCGUAUAGUAGGGGUGUUAUUAUGCAUGAAAUGGGAUAACUUUUUACAUACUUUUUUUUUACGCCUAUCGUUAGAUUAACAAAAAUAUAUAUUCAAGAGUUAUCUACUGACGUUACAGUAAAUUUGAAAACGCGAUAAAGAGCAGGAAGUUGUAUGUUUAUAAGUAUCAAAUAAAUGUUAACUAUUAAAGUUCUUCGUGAAUAUGUUGAAAACGUCACUUUACCGUAUAAUAACAUAUAUCAGUAACGAGACUUCCAAACAAUGCUCAAUGUGAAUUUAAAGCGUUAGAUGUUGUUAUACCCGAAGAUAAGUUAAUGAGAUCUUGCUUUUGUGUGUAUAGUCAAUGAUGAACGGCUAACUUAUGUCGGUGUAAAUUUGGUGUUCGGUAAUUUUUCUUAUCUCAACUUGUCGCCCGAAAACAGGGAAAUAGACGACUACCUCACGUGUAGUCAGCCUAGGCUGUUACUGUGCCAUUAGAAUCGUAGAAGUCAACUUUAGGUACCUGCACCAACUGCGUAACUUAUAUAUUUUUGUUGUUCGUUUUUCAUGUCUGAGCUUUGAGUUCUCAACCGAUUUUAGGAAAUUUUGGCUACCAGUGCCGAAAGUUAAACAUGUAUAUAAUUAUUGUCUUAAUAAUAAUAAAAGCAGUUAUUGAGAA